Sphaeroforma arctica JP610 is the source of this 977-nucleotide messenger RNA. RefSeq lists its product as hypothetical. The record is from RefSeq and is a predicted model, not a curated record. Lineage: Eukaryota; Ichthyosporea; Ichthyophonida. The transcript has a single exon. The annotation marks the transcript as partial.
AUGCAUCCACUCAGUGCGAACAAACUGCCCAUCGGCCGCGGAGGUGCGGGUGGUGGGAUAGGCGGACGCCGGCUGCUUAAUCCGCAAGGUGUGGAAAUAAGCCCCGGCACUAAAAACUCAUACCCACAUACGGCUGCAGGCUCGUUACGCGCAGUUGUGAGCUCAAGUGUAGGGGCUGGCGCGCAUACGGGGCCACCCCCACCCACACUAGAAGACGUGUCAGCUAUAACAGUUACGACUGGGGGUUCGACUGUAGCUGCAUCUGCGUUGGCUGUGGCGGAGGAUAGUGGUGCGAGAGAUAAAGCGGCUUUAUUGCGUACGGAUACGUUGACACGUGCAGAUACAUUGACACGUGUGAAUACUUUGACACGUGCAAAUACGUUGUCGCGUGCGCGAUUGGGGACGAGCCCGAUAGCGGUGCACCCAGAUGAAGAGACAGAUACCGGUACAGACCCUGCAGGACUAGGUGCAUCAGUUGGAGACGGCAGCCGGAGAGGUUCCGGUGGAGGGGGUGGCAAUGCCGGGUUGGGUACGAAUGUACAUAGCAGUCAUGAUAGCGAUAGUAGAAGAGGUAGUUUGGAGAGUAUCGGAGAGGGAGACAGGCAGUCUUCAGGAGGUACACAUGAUUUGAAUCCAGAUAAAAUGGAAGGUUUUUUUGGGCAUAAAAUUAGUAUUCCGGUUCCGGGGGUAGGGUUGAGUAAGCCGAUGUCGAUCCCAAAGGAGGCCCUAGUUAGGAGAGAUACCAGAUUGAUCGUAGGUGACUCCAAGAGUCAUGUCCACGCAUCUAGGAGCUACUCCAACACAUUCCUGAGCAACAACGAGGGUAGCCAGACAUUCAGUGGUAGUAGACAGGGAGGACCUCAACUUAGUAUCAGUACAUCACCCAGAGCGACACCUGAACCGAGUACUGCACCUAAAAAGGCAGAACAAGACCCAUUGAACGUCUCACCAAAAGGCGUGGUAGCUUUGAGCGAUGG